AAAGCCAUGGGGUUAUCCCAACAGGGUUCAGUGGGGAUGGACGUCCUGAGCAAGGCAGCAGAAGGGAUUUUUUGCUGUGCUUGAGCAGAAAUCCUGCGGAGCUGGGACACCAGCGAAGGGCGUAGACACAUCCCAGUCUCCAAUCAGGCCCUGGAGGUUUGGCCAUGGGCCCAAUAAAUGCUGAGCUGGAGGGUGGGGAGGCACUGAGCCUGCGGGCAGCAGGAAGAGGAGGAGGAGAAGGAGGAUGAGCACUGGGGUGCUGAGCCCUGGGGGGCACAGAGCUUCCAGCAGCCCCCAGCAGACCUCUUCCAGACCUCGGACGUCCUUCCUCAUCCAGGACAUCCUAUGGGAUGGGGUUGAGAGGGGAGCACAGAUGGAUCAAGGUGGGACACCAGAGGAUGGGGAGAAGCAGGAUGGCCCUGGAGUAUCCCCAGCACAGCCCCAUGAUGCAAAUCCAGAUGCUGAGACCCCACCGUGCAGCCGUGACCCCCCCCAGAAGGUGCUGCCCAGACCCCGGCCAGCAAAGCGCUCGCGGGCAGCCUUCACCCACAGCCAAGUGUUGGAGUUGGAGAGGAACUUCAGCCGCCAGAAAUACCUAUCAGCCCCGGAGCGAGCCCACCUGGCCCAGAACCUGCAGCUGAGCGAGACGCAGGUGAAGAUCUGGUUCCAGAACCGCCGAUACAAGACCAAGAGGAGAGCGGGGGGCUCCGGGUUGGAGGUUGGGACCACUCACAAAGCCGUUCUGCCCCCAGCCCCACUGCUGGCCGCUCGCUGCCUGCCCUGCUUCUGUUACUGGAGCCCUGCUGUGUGGUGAGCUGUGCUUGGUGUGUUGUUUUUUUCCCCUCAAAUGGUGGUGUUUUUUUUCGCACCCCCCCCUUGCCAUCUUGUCCUUGGCCAUGUUGAUUCAGAGAUGCGCCGUCAAGUUCAAAUGAUGCUCUGUGUCCUCUAGAGCAAUGCCAGCCUCUGUCAUCGCGAGGGUUUUAGCCAGAGAAUCAGAAGUUAUCAAAAAUUAAAAAUCCAGAUUAUUGUUAUUGCUAUUAUUAUUGCUAUUAUUAAUAAUAAAACCCCAAAGCUUUUACAAGGCUUGAUCUGCAGCAAAGAAUCCCAAGCGAUGCUCAGCACCCUCUCAAUGCAUCACCAUCCCUUCUCAUUGCCAGCUUUCAGCCAGAGAAACAAAAAGCCCUAUAAACUAAACAUCCCCAAAGCUUUUAACAGCACCUGCAGUGAUCAAACAUGGCAUGAUUUGGGGGACAGAAAGCAAGAAAUGGUGAAUGCCUGUAAAAAAACAAUUCCCCAUCCAUCCUUCUGUAAGCAAUUCUUUGCCCUCCCCCCACCAAUUGGGUGAAGCACAACAGCUCACCCCGUGCACCAGCUGUUCCAUCAUGUGAUUUUUAGUUAUCUUUA
Messenger RNA from Meleagris gallopavo (turkey), 1404 nucleotides. RefSeq names its product NK3 homeobox 1 (gene NKX3-1). Lineage: Eukaryota; Metazoa; Chordata; Aves; Galliformes; Phasianidae. Gene Ontology annotation, biological process: cell differentiation; regulation of transcription by RNA polymerase II. Gene Ontology annotation, cellular component: nucleus. The record is from RefSeq and is a predicted model, not a curated record. Gene Ontology annotation, molecular function: RNA polymerase II cis-regulatory region sequence-specific DNA binding; DNA-binding transcription factor activity, RNA polymerase II-specific.